Aricia agestis (brown argus) is the source of this 1572-nucleotide messenger RNA. RefSeq names its product cholinesterase-like. The transcript is spliced from 3 exons. The coding region runs from base 1 to 1572 and encodes 523 amino acids. The record is from RefSeq and is a predicted model, not a curated record. NCBI's taxonomy places the organism in Eukaryota, Metazoa, Arthropoda, Insecta, Lepidoptera, Lycaenidae.
AUGUGGAGAUGCUGCGUGUUCGCGCUCUUAACGGUUCGGUCCGCUGGUUCAAGCGUCGUCCAGACUAAAGUCGGUCUGAUCAGGGGAGUGUUGGCUGAUGACGGGGACUACUCCAUGUACCUUGGAAUCCCUUACGCUGAUGUUAACGAGACCACGCCUUUUGCCGAUUCCACCCCUCAUCCACCCUUCCAGGGAAUUUAUGAUGCUAGCAAUGACUCAGCCAAGUGCCCACAGAGAGACAACUUCAGCCAAAACAUCGAGGGGACUCUAGACUGCUUACGCCUACAUGUGUACGUUCCUAACAUCCAGAAUAACCGGACUCUGCCAGUCCUAGUUUGGAUACACGGGGGUGUCUUCAAACGAGAAAAUGGCGGAAGAUUUGUUUACGGUCCGAAGUUCCUGGUAAAACACGGUGUAAUAUUAGUCUCUCUUAACUACAGACUCGGUCCCUACGGGUUUUUAUGCCUGGGUACUCCGGAGGCGCCGGGGAACCAGGGUUUAAAGGAUCAGCUACUCGCAUUGAGAUGGAUCAAGAGGAAUAUCCAAGCCUUCGGCGGGGACCCAGAUAGAAUAACAGUGAUGGGUGAAAGUGCCGGAGCCAUAUCGGUGGAACUUCACAUUUUAUCCAAAUUCGAGAAGCUUUUUGACGCAGCCAUCAUACAGAGUGGCUCCGUCAACGCACCCGGUGCGAUCACAACAGUAGAAGCGAACGUAGAAAAAGCCCUUAAAUUGAGUGAGAAACUGGGAUACGAGAGAAACAAUCUUGAUGAUAUAAUUAAGUUUCUCGCGAAGAUGAAUCCACUGGAACUUAUCGACGUUUCCCUAAAAUUGAACACGAAAUACAUACCUUGUAUUGAGAGAAAUUUAACAACAGCAUUUAUUACCGAGCAUCCCAAGGAUUCGCAGAUUUCCCCGGACAAAGUCGUCCCGAUUCUCGGAGGUUUCAACAGCAAAGAGGAGCUCGUGACGUAUACAGACCAACCGCAAACAUUCCUCACCGAAAGAUUCUUCCGAAACUUCCUCGAAUUAUCGUUUGAAGUAAACGACGAAAUGGUGGAAACCGUUCACAAAUUCUACUUGGGCGAGGCGGAAAUUUCAGAGGCUGUGAAAUCUAAUCUUAUCGACUUUUUAUCAGACUUCAAAAGUUGCUAUCAUGUGCAGAACAGUCUUCUUAACUUUUUAAAUAAUGGUGCAGAUGUGUAUCAAUAUUUAUUUUCGUAUAACGGCACAAGGAACUACCUAAAGAAUAUAUCGAACGUGACGGAUUACGGCGCGGCGCACGCUGACGAGAUAGGCUACAUAUUCGAUCUAUCGUACGACAAGCAUGCGACGGAGGACGAUCAGUUGAUGAUAGACAGGAUUACUACGCUUUGGACUAACUUUGUAAAAUACAGGAAACCAGUGCCCAAACCUUCGGAUUUGAUCCCUGUUGAUUGGGUGCCGUUGUCUGAACCGGAGCGCUUCUAUCUCGACAUGGACGUGGACUUGGCGCUGAAAACAAAACCUUUCGAAACAAGAUUGGCGUUUUGGGACUCGUUUUUCGAAAUAUACGAGGAUAGAGAGUUAUUUUAA